Messenger RNA from Perca flavescens (yellow perch), 1644 nucleotides. It is a transcript of the gene hprt1l, whose product is annotated as hypoxanthine phosphoribosyltransferase 1, like. The record is from RefSeq and is a predicted model, not a curated record. Gene Ontology annotation, biological process: hypoxanthine metabolic process; guanine salvage; GMP salvage. Gene Ontology annotation, molecular function: magnesium ion binding; hypoxanthine phosphoribosyltransferase activity. The transcript is spliced from 9 exons. The coding region runs from base 615 to 1145 and encodes 176 amino acids. Gene Ontology annotation, cellular component: cytosol. NCBI's taxonomy places the organism in Eukaryota, Metazoa, Chordata, Actinopteri, Perciformes, Percidae.
UGUCAGUUAUAUUUUUAUAACUGCGUCAUCUGCAGCUUCUUUAAACCGUUCGCAGUAGCAUCGCUUGUCAGCGUUACCAAAACGUGCAGUAUAGCCUAGUAGUUAUGACCAGUGGCGCAUUUUAAACUCAGGUUACGUCGAACAAAUCAGAUUAUCGGGAAUGUAAACUGGAUUCUGACGUAAAGGGAUUAUAUACCCCGGCAAAGAAGCAUAGCAUAGGCUACUUGCUCGCGGUCGGUCGGCAGCAUUCGGUGAAGAAGAGACCAGCUCGUGCCACCUCCAGUCAACAAACCCUCCUCCCUCUCGCUCUCUACCUCUCUCUCUCGCUCUCUACCUCUCACACUCAGCACCUGAGCGUGACUUUUCAGAUAUUUCACUGCGACUGAACAGGACCCGCCGCAGGUAACAUGGCUUCGUAUCUGCAGGUGGUUGAGAGGCUCGGCGUUGCCACGGGCGCAAGGAAUGGGUUCACUUUCUCCUGAGUUGAAAAGAUUGGCGCCUUCUUCGUGUUUCAGAUCGCUGAUGAUGAGAAAGGCCACGACCUAGACCUUUUCUGUGUCCCCAGACAUUAUGAGAACGAUUUGGACAAGGUGAUCAUCCCCCAUGGGCUUAUCAUGGACAGGACAGAGCGCCUGGCCCGCGACAUAAUCCGGGACAUGGGGGGACACCACAUUGUAGCUCUGUGUGUGCUAAAAGGAGGAUACAAGUUCUUCGCAGACCUCCUGGACUACAUUAAAGCACUGAACCAGAACAGUGAUAAAUCAGUCCCCCUGACAGUGGAUUUCAUUAGGGUGAAGAGCUACUGUAAUGACCAGUCAACAAACAGUGUCAAAGUCAUAGGAGGGGAUGAGCUGUCCAAUCUCUCAGGCAAGAAUGUUUUGAUUGUCGAGGAUAUUGUGGAGACAGGAAGGACGAUGCAGACGUUACUUUCCCUGCUGAGUGAAUGCAAUCCCAAGAUGGUUAAAGUUGUAAGCCUUCUGGUUAAGAGGACACCGAGGAGUUCAGGGUACAGACCAGACUACAUUGGUUUUGAGGUGCCAGAUUCCUUUCUGGUUGGCUACGCGUUGGACUACAAUGAGUACUUCAGAGAUCUCAGUCACAUCUGUAUACUGAAUGAUCAAGCCAAGGAGAAGUACAAAGUGUGAGCAGAUGAAAUGAUGCAAAGGCAAUGCAAUGACUGAAAUCAAUGAAGACUAGGACCACUGUGAUGCCCCUCCUUAGCUUUGCUGUGUUUUGAAUCUUUAUUUAUUUUUCUACAUACAAAUCCACAAAAUGUGACUUGUGGGUUGUAAAUAACUUAAAUAAUAUUUAAUUUCUCCCCUAUGAAUAAGUGGGAUCAAUAGUGUAUAUGAAUAUUUUGGUUUGGUUGUUACAUUUUAAUUUAUUUAUUCACUAAUGUGUAUAGACAGUAAGUUGCAGUAUUAUCUUGGAGAUAGAAAUAGAAUAACAUUAAUUUGUUCAAUUCACACGUCUCAGGCUACUGCUUUAUGUUCACUCAGCUGUCAGUCAAAUUAAAGUAGCCUUCCGUUUAUGUCUCUCUUUUAACUUGUAUAUCUUCUCAUUAUGCCAUAAAGUGACUGACUUGGAAUGUACUUUAUGAUUUAUUUCAUAUGUUUACAGCAAUAUAAACCUUGUUGAAACCUC